AUGUCUGAACUCUCCGAGAUGACGUGGAAAUGGAUGGAGUUGCACGAUUCGAUCUCCUACCCCGACAAGAACAGCAAGACCGUGGACAUGAACCCACUUCAGCAGGGAACGUGCGACCCUCUAAGUGCCUCCGUGGGACCCACCUCCGAAAACGGAAUACAGCCAUCGCCAGUUGCAAGCCAGGGAAGAGGGUUGAAUGGAGUUCAAAGCCAAUUGCCGUCAAAAACAUUGAAGCCUCUUGUUUGGAAUGAAAACUGCGGGAGUGAGUCUGGCUGGACGCCACUGCAACACGCAGCGUUCUGUGGCAAUAUCCCUCUGAUCAAACACCUCCUCCACAGACGGGCAGCCAUCAACCAGCGCAGCGAGUUCCAUUACACGCCCGUACACAGGGCUGCUCUGAACGGCCACGCCGAGGCCGUGGACUAUCUUCUGCAUCGUGGAGCUCUCCUCGAGGCCAGGACCCGGUGUGGAGCCAGCCCGCUGCACUGUGCUACGGCCCACGGUCACGUCGACACCGCCCGGCGGCUCCUGAAAUACGGGGCGUCGGCGGGCAUCAAGGACAACAACAAGUGGACCCCUUUACACUGGGCCGCCGUCAACGGACACAGGGAAAUGGCCGAGCUGCUGCUGCUCACGGAAGGGAGUGCGCUGGACGAAAGGACGGAUGACGGCGUGACACCGUUGCAACUGGCGGUGCAGGCCAGGCACACCGAGGUUACCGAAUAUCUACUGAAGGAGGGAGCUGACGUUAAUGCCAAGGAUGAAAUUAACGAAACUGCUCUCCACAAAGCUGCUGCAUGUGGAAGAAUAGAGAUCCUGCAGCUGCUGCUUCGACAGAAAGCCGCGGUGGAUGCAUUGAAUGUAAACCAGCACUCGCCCCUCCACAGGGCUGUGGGCAGCGGGGUUGCUGCUGUGGACCUCUUGUUGCAGUUCGGCGCUGCCAUCGAGAGCAAGGACGCGCUCCAGAUGACCCCACUGCACUGUGCGGCUAGUCAAGGUGACGAGGCGGUGGCGAAACUCCUCGUUCAGCGUGGGGCAGACAUAGACGCCCGAAACUGGAUGAAGAAGACUCCCUUGCACCUGGCUGCAGAGAUGGGGCAUUGUAAUGUUGUACGAUUACUCAUUAGCAGUGGGGCUGAAUUACAAGCCAAAACUACGUGGAAUGAUACGGCAGCUGAUCUUGCUGAACAACAGCAACGGGAAGAGCUUCUCCACAUACUGAUGGGCCACAAGUGCAGUUAG
This is a messenger RNA of Amblyraja radiata (thorny skate), 1242 nucleotides long. It is a transcript of the gene ankrd67, whose product is annotated as ankyrin repeat domain 67. Gene Ontology annotation, molecular function: protein binding. Lineage: Eukaryota; Metazoa; Chordata; Chondrichthyes; Rajiformes; Rajidae. The coding region runs from base 1 to 1242 and encodes 413 amino acids. The transcript has 3 exons. The record is from RefSeq and is a predicted model, not a curated record.